This is a messenger RNA of Torulaspora delbrueckii, 204 nucleotides long. RefSeq lists its product as uncharacterized. The record is from RefSeq and is a predicted model, not a curated record. The transcript has a single exon. Lineage: Eukaryota; Fungi; Ascomycota; Saccharomycetes; Saccharomycetales; Saccharomycetaceae. The coding region runs from base 1 to 204 and encodes 67 amino acids.
AUGCUUGCUAAUAGACUCUACUCAUCAUACAAGACUUCUUCCGGGCCCCGGAGACCUUCACCGCAUGCGUUGAUGUAUAGAAAGUGGGCAAAACCUGUGGGAAAGUUACUAACUUUAAGCAUUGGUUCGUAUUAUACCUUAUUUUAUCUAUGGGAAUAUCUGGAAAGGAGUGAAUUAGAAUAUGAAAAAUCUAGAAAUAUCUGA